AUGCUCAAAUUACCUGCUGGUGGCUUGUCUAUAACAGAGCCAGCUCAGACAGCGCAAGCCUCCUACUACAAGAUCGCUCCACAUGAAACCAUCACGUUUGGCUGGGAAUUCACCUCUCUCACAGCGACGCCGUCGCGCCUGUACGUUGUAGCGUCAUGUUCCAAAAAUGGCAACACGUACCCCAUUGCGCCAUCGCCAAGUGGGAUCCCAGGCGAUGCCAAGUCCGUCACUUGGUAUCCGUAUGGCUACCGCAUGGAUGCCCAGAAGCACGGGGGCCCAGAUCUUGUCGCUGACAAGUAUCGGCUCAUUAUCUAUGAUGAUAAGGGUCCUACAGGCGUCGCGAAAGGCGGCGAGUUCCAGGCAAACAAUAUGGCCGAGUUCUCCAUGUAUUUUCCCAAAAAAUAUACCCCCUUGUCCGAAUGGACAUGCAAUUCGUGCAACGGUGCUUCGCGCUCUUCGCCACCACUCCCCAGCUCUGCCUUGCUGAUCACGCUCGGCGCCUUGGCGUUUGCAGCGGCCGGCGGCUUCGCAUGUUUAUAG
Malassezia globosa CBS 7966 is the source of this 540-nucleotide messenger RNA. RefSeq lists its product as uncharacterized. NCBI's taxonomy places the organism in Eukaryota, Fungi, Basidiomycota, Malasseziomycetes, Malasseziales, Malasseziaceae. The transcript is spliced from 3 exons. Bases 1 to 540 code for a protein of 179 amino acids. The record is from RefSeq and is a predicted model, not a curated record.